AUGUCUGAUAUUUGUUACGAGGACGAAGCGUUAGCUUGCGAGACGAGACCGUCGUGGUGGAGACGAAGGAUCGGAGUUCAGAGAUGCAGGAUGUCUCCGGCAGAGAUUAAUCAUACGGCGGCUGCUGCUGCUGCGGCGGAAGAUUCAGAGGGGAUUUAUAAGCCUAAUAAACAAGAGGAAUAUGAUUUUAUGAACUCUGCCUCACCUGAAGGUUGUUCAGAUGAAAACAAUGUUUCAUGUGAGAAUUCAUCGGUUAAUAUUCCGUCUAAGAAAACGGUGAAGGAGACGGAUCUGAGGCCUAGAUACGGCGUCGCAUCGGUGUGCGGUAGAAGAAGAGAUAUGGAAGAUACGGUUGCGAUUCAUCCUUCUUUUGUUCGGAAGCAAACGGAGUUUUCAAGAUCAAGGUGGCAUUAUUUUGGUAUUUACGACGGUCACGGAUGUUCUCAUGUCGCGUCUAGAUGUAAAGAGAGGCUUCACGAGCUAGUGCAAGAGGAAGCGCUGUCUGAUAAGAAUGAAGAAUGGAAGAAGAUGAUGGAGCGUAGCUUCACGCGGAUGGACAAGGAAGCUGUUCGUUGGGAGGAAACCGUCAUGAGUGCUAACUGCAAGUGUGAGCUUCAAACACCAAACUGUGACGCUGUCGGAUCCACUGCUGUUGUGUCUGUCAUUACCCCGGAGAAGAUUGUUGUAGCGAACUGCGGCGAUUCUAGAGCAGUUCUCUGUCGUAAUGGAAAACCAGUUCCUUUGUCUACAGAUCACAAGCCGGAUCGUCCAGACGAGUUGGAUCGGAUCCAAGAAGCAGGAGGGAGAGUGAUAUACUGGGAUGGUCCAAGAGUAUUGGGCGUUUUAGCCACGUCACGAGCCAUAGGAGACAACUACUUGAAACCGUACGUGAGUUCCGAGCCAGAAGUUACUGUGACUGAUCGUACGGAAGAAGAUGAGUUUAUGAUAAUUGCUAGCGAUGGGCUAUGGGACGUAGUGACUAACGAUGCGGCGUGUGCGAUGGUGCAAAUGUAUCUUAACAAAAAAAGUGGACGUGGAGGAGGAAGGCGGAGAGAAGCUACGGAGUGUGAGGAAAAUAAAGACGAGGAGGAGGAGGAGAAGGUUGGGGUGGGGUCAAGGAAGAACGGAAAGAAAGGAGAGAUCACGGACAAAGCAUGUACGGAGGCGUCAGUGUUGCUGACGAAGCUAGCGUUAGCGAAGCAUAGUAGUGACAACGUAAGCGUCGUUGUCAUUGAUCUCAGGAAAAGAAGAAAAAGACACGUUGCUUGACACUAAUCACUCCACCGUCUUUUCUUUUCUUUUAAAUAUUUGAUUCUUUUUUGUUUUUGGAGUUUUCAUUGGGACGAAGGCAUCUCAGAUCUUCUCCCAUCCCAAAAGAGAGAAAGCAUUAGUUGAGAAGAAAAAAAACUCGGUUAAUCUUGAACUGUUAAACCGGGUGGUAUGGUUUGUUCUGAACCAUCUUUUUGUUGCCUCUUUUCGUUAUGUGUAAUAGACAAACAA
Molecule: messenger RNA, 1500 nt
Organism: Eruca vesicaria subsp. sativa (arugula)
Lineage: Eukaryota; Viridiplantae; Streptophyta; Magnoliopsida; Brassicales; Brassicaceae
Source: the annotation of a GenBank genome assembly